Molecule: messenger RNA, 2223 nt
Organism: Mesorhabditis belari
Lineage: Eukaryota; Metazoa; Nematoda; Chromadorea; Rhabditida; Rhabditidae
Source: the annotation of a GenBank genome assembly
AUGCCCAGCAUCGUACAGCUUCACAACAACGCGAUGCAUCCACGGGGUUUUAACGACGAAAUUCCGGUGGAUUUGGAGGGAGGACGGUUGAUCGAUAUGACACAAGAAGAAGAGGUCGAUUCAGCAGACGGAGCGCGUGUGAGCAUAAUGACAUAUCGAAUUGAGACGCCGGAUGGGAGUGAAUUGACGAAAACCGUGAGGAGAAAGAGUAAUUUCGAUUUUGAUCAAGGAAAAUUGCAAUUGAAUAUGAACGAUCCACAGGAUAUGAAAAUCGCGAACGUCUUCAAUCAGACAAAGGAAACAUUCUCCAAUAUGUUAUCAAAGGAGAAAAAUGAUUGGAUUCAAAAGUUUCCGGAGUUAUUUUCAAAGAUGCGAACUCAAUCGCAAUUGAUUCCGUCAACGAUUACGGAGAAGGUGGUGAAUCCGGAUGGAAGUGUGACGACGAGUUCGCAGUGGAGCCGUCAAGAAACAUACAUAAAUGGAGUGAAGCAAAUGUCGAAAAGUCGUUUCCGAGCAUUCGUCGAGUACAAAGGACCCGACGGCGGUUUCAAGGUGAAACUCUCGGAUGAGGGCGAGGAGGAUUUGAGUGAGGAGGAGAACGACGAAGAUGAGCACUCAACCAGCACUCACAGCGGUUCUGAGGACACGGAAUCGGUUUUUUCGAUUUCUUCGCAAAUCCCAGGAAUUAAAGCGAUCAAACCGGCGUCUGUCGGGAAAAAGAAAACCGAUCGGGCUCAAAUGGCCGCCAAGGAGCUGGUGGAUUCCGAGCAGCGAUAUGUUGACAAAUUGAGACUUUUGGAUCAAAUGUUUCGAUUAGAGGUGGAAGCGAUGGAGAAAGCUGGUGACAUCGAGAAAGGAAAAGUGAGUAAACUGUUCUCAAACAUCUCCUCUCUGCACACUUUCCACAACACUCAUCUCCUGCCGCAGUUGAUGGACGCAAAUCGAUCGUGGAAUAAUACGAGAAGAAUCUCGCAUGUGAUGAAAAAGUUGGCACCUUUUUUGAAGAUGUAUUCGGAAUACACAAAUAAUUACAAUGAUUCUGUGAAAGUUUUCGAAGAAUUGCGAGGAAAAAACAAGAAAUUCGCUGAUUUGGUCGCUAAAUUGGAAAGAUUACCCGAAUGCGACAAUUUGCCCCUUUCAUCGCAUUUGAUUUGUCCAGUGCAACGAGUGAUGCGCUAUCAACUAUUGUUACAAGAAUACAAGAAACAUUUGAACAAAAGUGAUGUCGAUUUUGCGGACACCGACGAAGCGUUGGGAUUGGUGUUGAAAGCGGCCGAGCAUGCGAAUGAGACAAUGAGGAAAUUGGAACGUUAUCGAAAAGUGAUCGAGAUGCAAGAGCUGCUGGGAAAUUCGCUUCCAUUGGUGUCCGUUGGAAGGGAAUUCAUUGAGAUGGGUCCAAUACAAAAGAUCAACUCGGGUACGCAUAAACCGGAGGAAAGAUAUCUUUUCUUGUUCAACGAUUUGGUUCUAUUGGGUGUGAAGGGAAUUGUGAGUAAAUAUCGAGUGAGAGCACGAUUUGAGGCACUUCAUACAAGGAUCUGUGAAGGGGACAAUCUCGAACGGGAGCACUCGUUUUAUUUGCGAGGUAGCUACGGGAGUGAACCGCAGAGAUGUGUUGAACUGUUCGCUGACAGUCGAGACGUCAAAGAGAAAUGGAUGCGUAAACUGCAAGAAGUGAUCACAAAAUCUCGAGACAAUUCGGCGUCUUUCAGCAAACAUGGAAGCAAGCUUUUCAAAUCGAAAUGCUCAAAAUGCAAUCGGAAACUCUGCGACAAGUGCCUCGGGCGAUACAAGAGUGACGGGAAAAAGGGGAAAAUCUGUGAAGCUUGUGUAAAGAAUACCUUGAAUUCGGAUACGCUUCGAAACGCGGCGGCGAUGAUGCGCGGUGAUGUGCUUGAUAAGCCGCCAAAGGGUGACGGAGUUUUGCAUGGAUCGGAAGUUCGAUUCAAGGGUUCUCUGGGGAAACCGUUCAAGCGAUAUUUCGCGGUGAGAAACGAUUUCUGUUUGUACUCGUAUGAAUCAGAAAAGCACAAUCGAGCCGUCUCAAUGCUUCCAUUGCCUGGAGCUGAGGUGAAGAUGUGCGGCGAGAAGUUGAGCUUUCAGCUUCGAGUGGGAACAAGACGAUUGUAUACGAUCUCUGUCGAUGAUGAAACAACACAAGCAAAAUGGAUGGCCGUUUUGGAUUUGGCAGCGAAUGCGCAACUCAGCCAAUCAGACACCGAA